AUGGCAGACCUUCCAGUUGUCUACUCAGCUGCGUCGCCUGGGGAAGGCCACGUCUUCAUGCUCAAGGCGGACGGUGAGUCAGCUUGGCUGAUAGACAAUGGCUCGACCUGGGUCCUGUGCUGCACUGAUCCUGAUCUCACAGUCAUUGGAUACUUCGUCAGGGACAGCCUGGUGCCGUACACAAGGAGGCCGAACAUUGUCAGGAUCAAACGCCCUGAGAUCGACCUAAUGGCCACUGCUGAGGGCUUGAUGGCCAGGUCACCGACGACUGGAUCGGUGGUCAAGAUCGUGAUCCUUGAGGCUGUUAGGGGCACAGGCAGGUUCCAGUCGUUGUCGCUCAUCAAGCCAAGGGACGAGCGCUGGCUGUUUGUCGAUCCUAACAUUAACGAAGACCAGGUGAUGAAGCUGGAGUUCACCAGGUGGCUUGAGACCAAUGCGAUCCCAAUUGUUGCAGCCUUCAGUGCCCAGCAUGUGGCCAAGGAGCCUGUGCAGUUGUCACGGGCCAAUGUCCCAGUCUCCGGAUGCUGCUUCUCUUAUGACGGAGCUGAUGAGAACGGGUACAUUGUCAAGCACGGUGGUAUAGAGAUGCGGAUCAUUGACGAUGAAAUGGCAGAGGCACGUGUGCCGCCGGAUUUGUUCACAGAGCCAGCGGUGCUUAGGAGGCACUUCAGUGGUCUUCGGCUAAGGUCACCACUGCAAGUGAUACCUGAGGCGCCGAAACACUGUCCGCGUGACAUGAGGGACCUGAUGCAGCAUCUGGUUUUCAUCGAGUCAUCAUCAAGGAUCAUAGUCACCCCACCCGCACACAUCUCAAUCACCCCACCCCCGCACAUCUCAGUCACCCCACCCCCGCACAUCUCAGUCACCCCACCCCCACACUCUCUGUGGCACCCACGGACCUCCUGCAAGCUCCGGCUGCCACCACAUCAGCUGCAGGCGCAACUCGACGCGGCAGAAGCGAUGCGUGGAAAGCCUGCUGCGAAGAAAUGGGGCCAGGUUGUGGAGAUUCUCUCUACGGGGACAGUGGCAGAGAUCCAGGCGCUGGUGAAGGAGAGCCACGGGUUGAUUGCGACAGCGGGAAAGACCAGGGCUAGCCGGCGGGGGCAGCGCGGCGAGCAGGAGGGCGAGCAGGGGGGCGAGCAGGGGGGCGAGCAGGGGGGCAAGAAGGGGGGCAAGCAGGGGGGCAAGAAGGGGGGCAAGCAGGGGGGCAAGAAGGGGGGCAAGAAGGGGGGCGAGUAG
Molecule: messenger RNA, 1239 nt
Organism: Closterium sp. NIES-65
Lineage: Eukaryota; Viridiplantae; Streptophyta; Zygnematophyceae; Desmidiales; Closteriaceae
Source: the annotation of a GenBank genome assembly